AGUUUCUGAGCUUCGUCGCCAGCAGCACUUGUAGCAGAAAGCACAGCAGCAGUGGUGUUAAAGAUCAGGCAGAGGGUGCAGCAACCUCCUCACUGAAAUGAGUGGCACCAAUCAGACGAGACAGGGGGAGGAGAACAGCCCAAGCCUCACCCUCCUGGGAAACUUCAACUGAGCAAACUUGAAGAGCAGCUCUCAUUGUCUGCUGUAGGACAGUGCCUGGGAGCUAAUGAGACACAGGAGGAGGGCUCCAGGCGGAUAUAAUGAAGAGCAAGCUGGGGCAUCACUGCAUUUCACUUUCAGCAGCUCUGGGAAACACUGACUUCUAUGAACUUGUCUCUACCCUGUGCCUCUCAUAAGCAAAUCUGCCCAAUGGAACAGCACUUUGGCCAGUGACACCCAUCAAGCUGCAAAUAUUCCUUCAAAUCUAAAGAUUGUCCAUUUGUUUCUUUCCAUGCAGAACAAGGGACCUUUGCAACUCCUGCAGCAUCUGUAUCUGUAUUCAAAACUGCCUGCCUGGAACUUUAAGGCUCAACCGUCUGGAUGGCUGCAAAAUUGUGUCACCCACAUUGAAAACUGACACUUGCCAAUCUGGCCGCCUGCGACUUUUUUGUCUUUUGAAAGCUGCAAUUUUUGUGGUCACCUGCGACUGAAUUCUAAAGGAAGGAACAUCUGGGGAGGUUUAUAAGUUUCAGCAUUGCUCAUGCUCAGAAGGGUUAACUGUAUCCCCACUAGAAGGUGGUUAAGGGGCAGCUAGGGAAGGGGUUCAGCUACUCACCUGUAAUAAGAAUAUAAUAAAGCAGAUGUGGAUGUGAAGCUCAUGGAGACCCCUGGAAGUUACAACAUGUCCUAUGAGCAGAACCUCAGUGAUCCCAUUGCCCAUAAUGUGGUGGCCCCAAGAGGUAGCACUCCACCCACCAUCCCAUCUGUCAUGUUCCUAUUCGGGGUGGUGGGGAACCUUAUCGCGAUUAUCGUGCUGUGCAAGUCGAGGAAGGAGCAGAAGGAGACCACGUUCUACACGUUGGUUUGCGGUUUGGCUCUUACCGACCUGCUGGGGACUUGUCUGGUGAGCCCAGUGACUAUAGCCACUUAUAUGCAGGGCAAGUGGCCGGGGGGACAUGCCCUGUGCGAGUACAGCUCCUUCAUCCUCCUCUUCUUCGGCUUGUCCGGUCUGAGCAUCAUCUGUGCGAUGUCGAUCGAGCGCUACCUGGCGAUUAACCAUGCGUAUUUCUACAACCAUUAUGUGGAUAAGAAACUGGCAGGACUCACUCUCAUUGCCAUCUAUGUGUCCAACGUGUUGUUCUGCGCCCUCCCCAGCAUGGGACUAGGCAAGACCACCUUCCAGUAUCCCAACACGUGGUGCUUCAUUGACUGGAGAACCAACGUUUCGAGCUACGCCGCUUACUCCUAUAUGUACGCGGGUUUCAGCUCGUUCCUCAUCCUGGCCACGGUCCUGUGCAACGUGCUGGUGUGCGUGGCGCUAAUUCGCAUGCACCGGCAGUUUGUGCGCAGGACGUCGCUGGGGACCGACAACAGACUGAGCGACUUCAGGAGACGCAGGAGUUUCAGGAGGAUGGCGGGGGCUGAGAUCCAGAUGGUCAUUGUGCUCAUUGGGACAUCGGUGGUGGUGGUGAUCUGCUCUACCCCCCUAGUGGUCCGUAUUUUCAUUAAUCAGCUCUACCAGCCAGAGGUAGUGGAGAACAUAUCAAAGAAUCCAGAUCUACAGGCCAUCCGAAUUGCAUCAGUGAAUCCGAUUCUAGAUCCCUGGAUUUAUAUCCUCCUCAGGAAGACGGUGCUAAGCAAACUGAUAGAGAAAAUCAAGUGCUUAUUCUGUCGAAUCGGUGCACGGAGGAGACCACACUCCGCAGGAAGUUUCAACUGCACGGAAGGAAGAAGGGCCUCUUCUGCUCCCUCCAGUCAUUCCCCUUCAUUUGUGUCCCGAGAGCUGAGAGAAGUCAGUACUUCUCAGACUUUACUCUAUCCUCUAGAACUGAGUGAUGGUAGCUUUAAAGGGAGCACUGUGUUGCCAGGGGCUACAAUAGCCAUUAACCUGCCUGGAUCGACGGAUAGGACGUUGCGGGGUUCUGAUCAGUCCGUAUCUUCUCAGGGUCCAGAUUCAGAGCAAGUGUCACUCGUGAAUGAAACACAACCCACACGAGUAACUCAAAAUGGCUCUUUGUCAAAGGGAAACCCACUCCGUGUCACAUUUCCUAAUGAAACAUUAAAUUUAUCAGGGAAAUGUAUAUAGAAUGAUAAGUUCCCCCUUAGAGUGUGUAGGUAGAUCUCAUAAUGAACAUUACACUCUUCUCCUUGAUGUUCAUCAUGACAAAGGCUUCAUUUAAUCCAAUCACGGAAUAGUACUUAUAAAUGACUGAGUCCUUUGAGUGAUCUAGAAACAUUUCUACUUGCUUCAGUCCAUGGGAUUGUGUUUGGUUCAGCUAAUUUACGGAUUUGCUAUUUCUGACUCUAUUACCUAUAACACUGGCACUUUUUUUUUUGGGAGGAAUAAUUUCACCUUUCUAAGGUGUUCAUUUGCUUAAGGGCGGCAGAAGAGAAAGUCCUUGGUCGGUGACUUUCCAUUGACUAUUUCUGGACAAAGCCAAAUUGUCUGUUGUUAUGAUGUCAGUGUGUCUAAGCUUUAAAAUGUGAAUUUCAAUGGAUACUCUAUAUGUCUGUAUUCGGUAUGUAAAUGUAUUUAUUGUCUUCUCUGUGAGAAGGUUUUUUUUAAGAUCAGAAAGCUUAGUGAAUGGAUUUUACAUGCAUUAUCCUCUUCAUUCUUUUAGAAUGUCUCGAGGAGAACACUUUCUUAAGAGAUCUAGAUCAGGAAUUGCCCAAUUUUUAUUCCAUAUGAUCGGAAAAUAAAUUGUUUUUGAAAACAUCUUUGCUUCAAAGCUUUUUCCCUCCCCCAUGCAUUCCACUUGAGACUGAAUAAUUAACUUAUUAAUUGAAUAUGCUGAUGAGGGUAUCACCUGCUCUAGAACAUCUCCUGACCAUAUUCUUAUGCUGGUUCUACAGAAAUCAAGCCAGACCAUUCUAGAAAUGCGCUCAUGGAUGCCUUAAUAAAACUUACAUCCCUUUUGGAAGAGCUAAACAUAUGCCCCAUCUUGGCCUUAGUCAUAGUACAUUGUGUUUUUUACCCUGAAUAUUUCAAAGAAAAAUAUAAUUUGCAGCCUAUCCCCAAAUUAUCACGUACUCUUAACCAACUUGGGAAAACCAUCUGUUUAGUGAGGACAUUUUUCUAAUUUAAUAAACGUGGAUGAAUUAGUUCAAAAAAGCAAUGGAAUGACUCGUCUCGCUGGGAUAGUCCAAACCAAUUAAAAGAAUAACAAUAACAGACUCUUUGGAAUUGCAUUGUUUUCAGUAUUGCUUAAUAUAUUUGCUUCAUAUUGUAGCUUGAACUACGCAUGACGUAAUUGACGGGAAACAAAAGAACUGGCUACAGAAAAUCGACAUAUAAUUAAUUCCUGGCAAUUUGUUUAGUUUGUUUUAAUUAUCUCUAAAGACUAAUUGAAGAGUGUCCCUUAAAGGCAAUUCUCAGGCUUGAACAAGAGGAAACAUUAUGGGGAUAUACUUCUACCUGUAGUAGGAUGAAGCUAGAGGAGCAAAAGUUGACUUUCCUUGGGAUAUACCCAUAGCAGUUGGAUCAGAAUUGUCUAUCCUUUAUGCUGUAGUGAGCAUAUCCAAUGUCCUGGGUUUUGUCUGAGAUCAAAAGUUGUGUAUUUUAGGGCCAAUUGUGAAAUUGUUUGAGGACUUGAGUAUAUCUAUACUCUCUAGCCAAUGCCUGGUGAGAUAUUUAGCACAUUGUAAUAGUUUCAAGUCUCUUUUCUUUGUUUUACUUUCAACCACCUCUUAUUCAAUGGAAUCAUCUUCUGUAUUGGUGCUGAAGUUCAGACUUUUCCCUGGAAUUAUUGAUUCCUAAAAAUAUAGUUCAACCACUAGAACCAAGAUCGUACACUGGAGUGUUUCUGUUUUUAGCCUUUCGGAGUUGCACUUAGAGAACAGUUUACUGCAGAUCCCAGGAACAAAAUAAUACUGCGCCCCAAAAAAUAUAACAAAUGUGGUGGUGCUUUAUUUCAAGGAGAGCCACUAAAAGAACUGGCACAUGGAUGCAAUUCAGCACAGGGAUACACUUCUGUAGUUCGAUGCAUCAAAAAGUGGAUACACAAUGUUUCAGGGGUGUGACACAAAACAGUGUAUAUCCAUUUUUUGAUGCAAUAAACCAUAAGGAUAGAGCCCCAUGUUAAAAUGCAUCCAUGUGCCAGUUCUUUUUCAAGGUAGCUUAAAGUUUAGUGAAAUUAAGCACCUUGGUACCGCCACUUUCAUAUUUUUCUGCUGCAGAAGUACGUUGCCAUCUUCAGCCAAGCAUUCUUUGGAUUCUUUCUAACAUGUUUUUUUUUAAUCCUGUACAGAUAUUUGAAAGGAAAAAUAUGAAACCCCCAAAUAAGCAUGUUUUCGGUUGCUUUCGUGUCCACGUGAAUUGCUUUUAUCUGUGAUUACAUUCUGAGCCUGUUGAAGGUGAAAUUGUUGUAUUGACCAAAAUAUUUUUGGAGGCUGUCCUAAUAAAAGUGUGUUGCUAAAAUAUAA
This is a messenger RNA of Xenopus laevis (African clawed frog), 4581 nucleotides long. RefSeq names its product prostaglandin E receptor 4 L homeolog (gene ptger4.L). The transcript has 2 exons. Gene Ontology annotation, biological process: response to lipid; positive regulation of cytosolic calcium ion concentration; inflammatory response. Gene Ontology annotation, molecular function: prostaglandin E receptor activity; prostaglandin receptor activity; G protein-coupled receptor activity. The record is from RefSeq and is a predicted model, not a curated record. Gene Ontology annotation, cellular component: plasma membrane; membrane. NCBI's taxonomy places the organism in Eukaryota, Metazoa, Chordata, Amphibia, Anura, Pipidae. Bases 818 to 2245 code for a protein of 475 amino acids.